AUCAGCAAACCAAAAUUUCAUUUUUUAAUCCACCUCCCAGCUUACAUCCGUCGGUUUGGCCCCGCAAUUGUAUUUUCGACAGAAAGAUAUGAGUCAUUUAACCAUGUUUUUCGUUUGUCGUGCAUAUACAGCAACCGUCAGGCACCGAGCCGUGACAGCUGCAGAACCUUCGCUCACCAAGACAUCAUCAAACAUGUUGCCACCGGUGGAUAUUGGUACAACCCUAAGGUAGCAAAAUGGGUU
Messenger RNA from Suillus clintonianus, 243 nucleotides. RefSeq lists its product as uncharacterized. Lineage: Eukaryota; Fungi; Basidiomycota; Agaricomycetes; Boletales; Suillaceae. The transcript has a single exon. The record is from RefSeq and is a predicted model, not a curated record. The annotation marks the transcript as partial.